AUGCUGCUUUUGUCUUGUUUUACACUUUUGUGCUUCUGCUAUGUAACAGCGUACACUGAAGUGUACAACAAAAAUAACAAUGAUGACGUUAAAGUGCAAACUCAAUAUGAAUUUGAAGUUGAUUUGAAUAUUGGCAGCCCGGGUGAGUUAAAAGUAAAAGAAAAUAUUAAAGAGCCCUAGCCCAGAGCCCUAGCCCAGAGCCCAGAGCCCAGAGCCCAGAGCCCAGAGCCCUAGCCCAGAGCCCUAGCCCAGAACCCUAGCCCAGAGCCCUAGCCCAGAGCCCUAGCCCACACAAAAUAGCCAAUUCAGCUACACCUUAUUUAACUCUAGACCUACACAAGUCCUUAAGCUAUUAUUAGCUAGCUACAAUUUGUUUUUUACACAAGUUUUUACUUUAGCUAAACCAAGCCUUAAGCAAGCUUUAUUAGAAAGAUAUCCAAGCCUUAGCCCAAGCCUAGUCAUUAUAUUUAUUAAGACAUGAUUCUAGGUCCACUCCCCAUCUCUCUUCUAACUUUAUUUCAGGUUUAUUUGUUGUUGAAAACUUUUGUAUUUUUAGCCAAACAGUACACUUUUGGAAUUGAUAUACAAUCAGAAGAUUCCUGGAUUUACAGUAGUUCAUGUGAAGGCUUAUCACAUCACAGAGAUGUGGAUUUAUAUAUUCCAAAGUAAACGCAUGUUUUGUAGCUUAGUAAACUUAAUAUGUACAGAACUUAAGUUAAAAAUGUUAUAUUAUAGUAGAAACCAAGAGUAUAUUAAAGUAGAUACUAAGGGUAUAUUAUGGUAAAAUACGUAGAGAAUAGAACCUUAAACAAAAGAAUUUUUAGCAACUCAAAAACCUUUAAAAACUUGUCUACAACCUUUGAAAAGACAUAUGACAACAUUGGUAGAGCUUCACAAGUUUCUGGUUAUGCCAUCAGUGACAGUUUUAAAGUAAGUCUCUCAUUAUAUCAACAAAAAAUUUUUAAAAAUUUAAAAACAUUUUUUUUAGCUAUCAAACGGUGGCACAGCUCAAAAUAAGAUAAAUCUAAUCACAAGUCUAAAAUAUACUGACAUAACCCAAAAUGAAUACAGCAACUUCUACAGUGGACUGUUGGGAUUGGGUGUGCCUCACAAUAAUAACAAAGACUGGAUUGGUAACUACAUGUUUACAGGCUAUCGACAAGUCAUGUGCCUUGGCAAUGUUGGGUAAGAGCUCCUUACCCUACCCUACCCUACCCUACCCUACCCUACCCUACCCUACCCUACCCUACCCUACCCUACCCUACCCUACCCUAUUCUACCCUACCUUACCCUACCCUUAGCAUACUCUACCAUAUCCUACAAUGCUUUUCUUAACUCUACCCUACUCUAUCCUACCCAACCUUACUGUAAGAUACAUUGGCCUACACCAUCCCACCCUACCCAACCGUACGAUGCCUUAGCCCUGUCCUACGUUGCACAUCUUACCCUACAUUAUAUACAGUUCCUUUACCAAAACUGUAAAAAGGUUUACAGGGUGUUUCACCAUAUUUUGUUUGUAGAAACGAGCAUUUUUCGCCAAAAUACACAUAUUUUCGGUUGAAAAUGCUUUUUUUACUUGAAAUUUUUCUAAUUUUUCAAUUCUUUUGAUACAAGCUUCAAAGUUUUAAAAACACAAAAAAUUAAAAGCGUCAGUGAAGAUGGGCCUGAUAAUUUUAAAACUAAUGCUUUUUGUUUCACGCCGCUACUUUAUGUUUGAAGCAAGUUAUAGCCUCCGCCGAUAAAUUUAGGCGUCCGCCGAGUCUCCGCCAAGUCUUUGAAAACAUUGAAAAUGCGAUUUGUAUCAAAAGAAUUGAAAACUUAGAAAAAUUUCAAGUAAAAAAAGCAUUUUCAACCGAAAAUAUGUGUAUUUUGGCGAAAAAUGCUCAUUUUCAAAAAUUAAUGACGACCUUAAAAAGCACUUAAAAAAUCCAAAAUUUUGCACAAAAAAUUGUAUUAGUCUCUACUACCAGUGUACCAAAAUUUAGAACUAUAGCACAUGUAGUUGCAAAGAUAUAACUCGUUUCUACAAACAAAAUAUGUUGAAACAUCCUGUACUGUAUUCUUUGCAGUUAUCUUAUUUCAGCUGUGGUUUAGCCUAGCCUUAAACAUACUCUACCUCGCCCUACCCUAAAAUACUUUGUCCAGCCCUACUAUAACUUACCCCAAACUGCCCUAUACUGAACUACAGUAUCUUUAACUAAACCAUACUCUUUCCUAAUCUAACUCCAUCACUACUUUAGCCUAUGUUAGCCUCAUCUUAACCCUACUCUACUUAACCCUAUCAAAUUUAUAUUUUACUUUUCAGUGACAAUCUAGCCUUCAGAAGCUUCGGCUCCUUCCCGAACAACAUGAUGACCUACAACAACCUAUCUCAACAUAUUAUUCAUCAGGAAGCGGACCUAUGGACGAUUAAUGUUAACAAAUUUCGAUUCGGCAAGUACAUACUAGGCAAAUUCUUGUAUGCUGCUCCAUCUACCUUAACAUCCGCCAUCCUCUUACCUAAUAACGUGUUUUCAAUCGUUCUACGAACAUUGGGAGCUUCAGAACAAAACGGUAAUUACUAUGUCAAUUGUGAUAAGAAGGACUUACCAGCGCUGGAAAUUCAAGUUGGUACCACUUGGAUUACUGUAACAUCGGAGAGAUAUAUCGAUCGAAGCGAGGUGAGGUUUAUAUUCAUUUUAGUUAACAAAAAGAUGUUUUAUCGUAUAAAAUGUCACCUUAUGGUGCGAAAACACGUUUCAUCGUAUAAAGUGUCACUUUUGUACCAAAACAUGUUUUAUCGCAUAAAAUGUCACUUUCUGAUAAAAAACGUGUUUAAUCGUAUGAAAUGUCACUUUUAAUACCUAAAACAUGUUUCAUCGUAUAAAAUGUAACCUUUUGGUACCAAAACAUGUUUUAUCAUAUAAAAUGUGACCUUUUGAUACCAAAACAUGUUUUAUCAUAUAAAAUGUCGCUUUUUGUUUUUAUUAUAUAUGUUUACUGUAUUGUUUGUAGGUUGAGUAUACUGUAUAUCCCAUGUUUAUAUUGUUUUAGAUUUCAUUUUUUAAAUGAAUAGGUAUAAAAAAAGUUCAAUUUUUAUCAUUUCAGGACUCAAACUGCAAGCUUUUAUUAAAGCCAUCAGCCUCAGACACUAAUGUAACGUUGGGUACUGCUUUCUUCAAUGAUCACUCAUUUUGUCUGAACUACGAAGAGAAGCUACUUCACUUUAUUGAACCUGUACUUCAUUAG
Molecule: messenger RNA, 3228 nt
Organism: Bursaphelenchus okinawaensis
Lineage: Eukaryota; Metazoa; Nematoda; Chromadorea; Rhabditida; Aphelenchoididae
Source: the annotation of a GenBank genome assembly